This is a messenger RNA of Triticum urartu, 1883 nucleotides long. Its product is annotated as F-box protein At4g22280-like. Lineage: Eukaryota; Viridiplantae; Streptophyta; Magnoliopsida; Poales; Poaceae. The record is from RefSeq and is a predicted model, not a curated record. Gene Ontology annotation, molecular function: protein binding.
UUUACACUCGCCUCCUUUUAAUCCCGUGAGGCCGGGACCCCGCAAGCAAACCAAGCUAGCUUCUCCCUCGAAGGUCCUGCGAAUCUUCCAUGUCGCAAACGCAUUUCUCCAACUCCUCAACCCGGAUGGUCUCCAUGGCGCUCGGUUGCUCGUAUCAGUAGCGACCUUCGCGUCGUUGGUCGGCCUCUGUACGUUGAGCAUCGCGUCGGUCGCUCGUAUCAGUUGCCAUUCUUCUCUUCCACCCUCGGCUCAGGCGGGAAAGCUGCCGGCGGCGAGGUGCGGCGGCGACCCCGGCGCUUCCUGCAUCUGUCUCCCCUCUUUGCCACCACGCCGGCAUUCCGUGAUCGUGUCUUGCACAGCUGUACGGUUGUGCCGCAGCUUCGGCGCCUGCCACCUGUUCGACGGAAUGCCUCGGCCGCAAGAAGGCAACAAGAGGGCCGCUCUGGCCCGCGGCGAGGGCAUCAUCGGCGCCCUACCGGACGAUCUCCUGCAGCACGUGCUCUCCUUCCUCCCGGCGCAGCAGGCCGUGCGGACCUGCGUGCUCGCCCGGCGCUGGCGCGGCCUCUGGAAAUCCGCCACAAGCCUGCGCAUCACCGGUGUCCAUGAGUCGGAGGUGACGCCCGUCCAGGAGCUCCGCGAGUUUGUGAACCACCUUCUGCUCCUUCGCUGUCGAGCGCCGAUCGACACGUGCGAGCUCAGGUUCGCCGUGGUCUCCGACGACGACGUGCCCCGUGUGAGCCUCUGGAUCCGGCACAUUAUGCUCUGCCAAGUUCGGCUGCUCCGGCUCGAUAUCUCUCGGGACGGCUAUGGUGUUUACUUUUACGUAGACAACCUGCCUCUUGCCUCUCAGCAUCUGACGAGGCUAGAGCUCAUUGACACAGGGUUAAACGACAGCUUCCUCGAUUUUGCCGGCUGUCCGGUGCUGGAAGAUCUAGUAAUCAUCAAUGGCUGUUUCGUCCAUGUCAGGAGGAUCUCUUCAAAGUCUCUAAAACGCCUGGCCAUUGCUGAUAGCAGUUUCAAUCAGCAUGCCCGUACUCGUAUUUACGCUCCAAGUCUCGUUUCUCUACGACUCGAGGACAACUGGGACAGGACUCCUGUGCUUGACAGCAUGCCGUCGUUGAAGGCUGCAUUCGUCAGAUUUAUCAAAGAAUCUGUGGACAGGUGUUUUUAUUCCGACUCUUGGGAUUGCCACAACGAGGACUGUCAAGGUUGUUACGAUCUACAGGCUGUUAACUCUCAUGACUCGGUGCUUCUCAAAGGUUUAUCAGAGGCUGAGAAUUUGACAUUGAUAGAUGAACAUGACACGUUUAUUUUCAGAAGGGAUUUGAUAUGGUGCCCUACAUUUAGUAAGUUAAAGACCUUGUUACUCAAUGAAUACUGGUGCGUGCCUGACGACUUCCGCGCACUAGCUUUUAUUCUUGAACACUCACCAUUUCUGGAGAUUCUCACUCUUCAGUUCUUUUCCAAGGGACCUAAUCAUAAAGUGGAAAUAAAAGGAGGUUACAAUGCAGUGGAGACCUCAGCUGCAAUAUCAAAACAUCUUAAGGCAGUCGAAGUCAAAUGUAACUCGGUUGAUGCGGAGGUUCUCAAAAUUUUGAAGUUCCUUGGUACACUUAACAUAUGUUUCUAGGGAGAGAAGACCUUGGCUGAAGACAUAUGGCCUAUUUCAUCUUAAUUACUGUAUUAAGGAACGAAUGCAGUUUGCAGCAGUGACGAGGAUGCGAUCUUUUGUUGGACAUUCAUGUUGGUUCGACUCGGUGAAGCAGCUUAGAAAAAGUAGUGACAUGUACUAUUUUUUUAAUCGCCCUCCCUUGACUGAUUUAUCUCGCUGAAGAUGUAUUUUGACUUCUGUUGUUGUAUUAAUGUGUCGGAACCUUGCGCCA